CGGCCCCUCCCCGGCCCCGCCCCGCGCGCUCCGACCGCGGGCGGCCAGGGGGCAGGCGCGCCGGUCGCUUCCCCGUCCUCGGCGUCGCCCGGCUCAGUCGCGGGCGAGCGGCGCGGGCGGCCGGAGCGCCAGGCAGGCCAUGGCCACCACCAGCACCACGGGUUCCACCCUGCUGCAGCCCCUCAGCAACGCCGUGCAGCUGCCCAUCGACCAGGUCAACUUUGUAGUGUGCCAAGUCUUUGCCUUGCUAGCCGCCAUUUGGUUUCGAACUUACCUACAUUCAAGCAAAACUAGCUCUUUUAUAAGACAUGUCGUUGCUACCCUUUUGGGCCUUUAUCUUGCACUUUUUUGCUUUGGAUGGUAUGCCUUACAUUUUCUUGUACAAAGUGGAAUUUCCUACUGCAUCAUGAUCAUAAUAGGAGUGGAGAACAUGCACAAAUAUUGUUUUGUGUUUGCUUUGGGUUACCUCACAGUAUGCCAAAUUACUAGAGUCUAUAUCUUUGAUUAUGGACAAUAUUCUGCGGAUUUUUCAGGCCCAAUGAUGAUAAUUACCCAGAAGAUCACUAGUUUGGCUUGCGAAAUUCAUGAUGGGAUGUUUCGAAAGGAUGAAGAACUGACUCCAUCACAGAGAGGCUUAGCGGUAAGACGCAUGCCGAGCCUUCUGGAGUAUUUAAGUUACAACUGUAACUUCAUGGGAAUCCUGGCAGGCCCACUCUGCUCUUACAAAGACUACAUCACUUUCAUCGAAGGCAGAUCGUACCAUGUGACACAAUCAGGUGAACACGGAAAAGAAGAGAUACAGUAUGAAAAGACAGAGCCAUCUCCAAAUGUGGCAGUUAUUCGGAAGCUCUUAGUCUGUGGACUUUCCUUGUUUUUUCACUUGACCGUCUCUAAGACAUUACCUGUGGAGUAUAACAUUGAUGAGCAUUUUCAAGCUACAGCUUCAUGGCCGACCAAGGUUAUCUAUCUAUACGUCUCUCUUUUGGCUGCCAGACCGAAAUACUAUUUUGCAUGGACGUUAGCUGACGCUAUCAAUAAUGCGGCAGGCUUUGGAUUCAGAGGAUAUGACAAAAAUGGAGCAGCUCGUUGGGACUUAAUUUCCAAUCUGAGAAUUCAGCAAAUAGAGAUGUCAACAAGUUUCAAGAUGUUUCUUGAUAAUUGGAAUAUUCAGACAGCUCUUUGGCUCAAAAGGGUGUGUUACGAGCGCGCCUCCUCGAGUCCAACCAUCCAGACGUUCAUCCUCUCUGCCAUUUGGCACGGGGUGUACCCGGGCUACUACCUGACUUUUCUCACGGGAGUGGUGAUGACGCUGGCAGCGCGAGCUGUGAGAAAUAACUUUAGGCAUCAUUUCAUCGAACCUCCCCAACUUAAAUUAUUGUAUGAUGUCAUAACAUGGAUAGCAACUCAGAUAGCAAUAAGUUACACAGUUGUGCCAUUCGUUCUUCUUUCUAUAAAACCAUCAUUUAUGUUUUACAGCUCCUGGUAUUACAGCCUUCACUCUGCUGGUAUCUUAGUAUUAUUGUUGUUACCGGUGAAAAAAACUCAAAGAGGAAAGAAUACACAUGAAAACGUUCAGCUGUCACGAUCCAAAAAGUUUGAUGAAAGAGGAAAUUCUUUGGGACAGAAUAGUUUUUCCACAACAAACAAUGUUUGCAAUCAGAAUCAAGAAAGAGCCUCUAGACAUCCAUCAUUAAAGCAAUGAUGGGGAAAGCACUCUGAUGGCUAAGAGUGCUUUGUCUGUUAACAGAAACCAAUCUUAGCACCUUUCAAGGGGUUUGUGUCUGUUGGGAAAGAGAUCACAUGGGGGGAAAUCGGACAGUUUUAGGUAGGGAAUGCCCUGUAUACCAGCUUGAAAAUGGAGUGAAAGACCCCUCCCAUGCCAUGUCCCUGUGGGCCAUGCCUUAUCAAAAAUGUUUCCAUUAUUUCAAUGGGCACUCAGGACCUCAGCAUAUGUCCGUAGGGUCAUAAGUGUGCCCUGCUGCUGAAUGUAUGUUGUGUAUCCCAAGGCACUGAAGAGAUGGAAAAAUAAUUGUGUCAAUCUAGAUGAUUGAGAAAAAUUAACUUUUCCAAAUGAAUGUCUUGCCUUAAACUGUCUAUUUCCUAAAAUAUUGUUUCCUAAAUGGUAUUUUCAAGUGUAGUAUUGUGAGAACACUAUUUCAAUAUUAGAUGUUGUAUGCUGCACAGGAAUUCCGGAGGAAUUUGAACAGGAUAUUUAAGACUGUGGAUACUUUAAAAUGCAAUAAACAUCUCAGUAUUUGAAGGGUUUUCUUAAAGUAUCUCAAAUGACUACAGUAUGUUGUGAAACUGUAAAGUGAUGGAUGCCAAUUUCCUGGAGAGUUUAAUUACCCUGUGUCAGGCAGAGAGCCCUUCAAGGAGGGAUUUCUUAAACAUAAUUAAAGGUUGGUAAUGUGAUAUUUUAAGCUAUUUUUCUUAAAAAACAACAAAAAAAAACCCAAAAAAAAACAAGGGAGAGAGAGAGAAGAUGACAAAGGAAAGAAGGAAGACGUGAAUGAAGAAAGCACUGCGGGGGCCGGAGCCUGAGCCAGUGGCAGCUGGGACCAGCGCACACAGGUGUGCAGGGCAGGUGACCGAUGCUCUGCAGACGUGUGCUCUUCAUCCCUAUUUAUCUGAGUUCUUUGUGAUUCUGUAAGGCAUAAAAGUUUAAUAACUUUUUAUUACGUUGACUUUUAAAAGAAAUGUAUCAAGCAUAAAUUAUAUAGAAUGAUAAAAGGAUUGUGAAAAUAAUAGUGGGAGAUUGCUUGAAGGUUUUGAAAGAGAAAAAUCACUGAGUGAAAUUACUCUCUAGCUAAUCACUUUUUAUCCUUGACAGUUUAAUUCGUAUUUGGGAAAGUUUUAGGAAAAUGAAAACUUAAAGUCAUUGGGUCUGAACCACCUCUGUAGAGAAUAAUAAUAAAUUAGUUUCCAAACUCUUAACUUCUCACAUAAAAGUUUUGCCACUAACUCUUGUUAAUGAGUUUCAGAUUAUUUAAGUAGAAAAAUGUGCUUUUAUCUUAUGGGCUGGUUUUACCAUAAUUAAUUUCACCUGAAUUGCUGGGUGUCUCCUUUAACCCCACAGUCUUGUGAUGCUGCAGUAGCUGAAAGCAGAGGAGUGGGGUGUGAUGCCAGUCUGGCAUCAGGGCCACGGCCGGAGAUGAUGAAUCACGGGCGGAAAGGGAGAAGGAUGGGCAGGGCCUUCUGAGUUCACUUUUCUGUGACCCAUCUUUUGUGGAAUUUAUUUUCUUUUUUGCCUUAAAUUUUUAAAUGAAAUGCAAAUUGUCUAUCUAUGAUGAGUCUCUCUUUUUUUUGUCAUUAAUAAAUUUGCAAAUGAAGUUAAGGACAGAACAACUCUCUGGCUUAAGCUGUGUAGUAUUUCAAUUAAAGAUGAAAGGAAAAGCAAAUGUACUUGGAACUUUUGAGGUCUAAUCAGCAAAAAUAUCAGUGUACCUUCCCAGAACUUUAGAAAUAGCUUCCUCUUUGUUUAUAUGAAAUGUUUUUAUUUUUUUAAAGGUAAUUUUUUUUUUUUUCUCCACCUGAUGAUGUUAGCCAUGCCCUGUUACCUCCUGGGAAAAGAUGGUUUGCUAAAUAAAUUUUCUGUUUUCCCAUGCAUUGAAUUUAAGCAAACUGUGGAAUGUGAGAGACUAGAAAAGAUUAAUCAUGGAAAGUAUCUGCCCCCCACAAUGUCUCCUCCAUUUAAUUAAUGCUGCAGAGAAUCUGAUCACUAUUAAGAAAAAGUAAACAAAUGUAGAGGUUAAAAGACAAGUCUAGGCAUGUCAUAAGUGAAAAUAAGAAAGUGCGUUAAAAACUUUCUUUUUGUUCAGCCUACCUAGCCAUUAACAAAUAAUCAUGAUUUAGUUCUAUUACCUGACUAUUUUUUAUUCCUCAGCCUAUAAACCUAAUAUCACUGUUAUCUGUUUUUUGCUCAAUGAAGGUAAUCAUAGCACUGCCAUCUAGAAAGCAAGAUGAUUGAUGAAUUUUCCAAUUACUUUGAAGAUAAUACCUUAUAUAUACAAUUUGACUGAUUUCCAUCCCCCUGGAUUAUCCAGGUUUUUUGUUUUUUGUAUGAAAUGGGUUUUGAAUAGCUUUUAUUUAAUUUUGGAGAAAUUAUAAUCACAGGUAUACAAUCUAGGAGAAAAACUAAAGAAAGAAUUCUCAUUCUCAGCUUGACCUUCCUCCUCAAGAAGAGACUUUUUGUGCUCUAUAAACUGAAUAUAUCUACUUGGAGUGUUGUAAGGAUUAAUACUUUACUUCUAAUUAUAAUAGAAGAAUUGAAGACUGGUAUAUCUCUACUAUGUUAAACUUAAAGGGAUUCGUUGUAACAUGUGCUUCUUUUUAAAUCAACAGAAUAGGAUUCAGGGCAUAUUUAUAUUAUUUCUCCACUCUUCAGUUGCCAUGAAACCACUCCAGAGAUGAUCAAUCAGCAUCAUAUUUAUAUCAAUAUUUUUGGUUAUUAUUAUACUACUCAGGGAAAAAAAUGGACAAAAUACUUAUUUUUCCCACAAUUUUAUUUUUUUGAAACAAUAGCAGUUAAUUUAUUUUGAUGUAUCUCAGCUGUCACCAUUUUACAACCCGCUUAUUCUUGGUUUUUAAAAUAAGCAUUUAUAAUUGGAACUCAGGGUAAUUGAAGAAAUUUACUUAGCUUCUAAAAUACCCAGCAUAAUAGAGAAGGUUUAUUUGGCUUCCAAAAUGUCCAGCCACCACUUAUGCCUCCACCAUACUUUUGCUUAAAAAGUAUUUUUGUUACUGAUUCCCACCAUGUGUGAUGUUCACAUACAGGAUUUCCACAGAUACCAGUUUGGAGAAAAAUUUUCCAGUAAAAAGAAUGGUUUUAAAAAGUAGAGGUAACCCACAUUGAAGCACUAAUUGUCCUGGGAGGAGACCUGGGUAUUCAUCUGGCUCAGACAUUAGUGAGCCUUGGGACUUGGACGAGUGACCUGUCCUCCAGCCGAAAGUUCCUUAAUGAGCCCAAAGGGUUAGUUCCAAGAGUUUGUGACCAGUUGUGUUUGUAAUGAAUGGAAACCAUUAGCAAGAUCUGUAAGAGUCACGAACCGGGGCAGAUUCACCAUCAAGAUUAUCUUCAUGGUCCCUUAUUUUUACUACUUGAGCUCAAAGCCCUGACUUUUCAAGUUUUUUGAGGCAAUCAGAAGGCGUGCAGCAUACCAUUUCUACUGAAUACAGCCCUUGAAAUGAAUCUUUCAUAACGAAAUAGUCUCCACUGAAGGAAAAUAUUUUCUUUUUGAUUUCUCUGCUUUCUGUUUGUGCUGUGUACAACUGAGGAAUAUAUAUGCUAAAAACUAUGUUAUAUGAAUUAUCAAUUUUACUGGACAGGGUUUACCACCAUAUAACUUCUCAAAUAUUAUUUCAUUCAAAGAUAUUUAAAGAAUAUUUAAUUUAGUUAUACCUUAUUUUAAACUACAGAAAAAAUUACUUUAAAAUGUUGACAUUAAAAUAAUUAUAAAAUUUGUACUUUUAUUCGAGGACUAGAUUACACUUGGGACAAAAAUCUUUCCUAUUUAAAAUGUAUACCUUGUAAAUUUUCAUUUGUAAGUUCAUGAACAACUCUGGACAUUUGUGCUUUUUUUGUUUCCUUAUUUUAAAUUGUCCAAAAUUAUCAGUUUAUUGAUUUGAAGAGUUCUGCAUUUUAGUCGAAAGAAAAAAUUACUUGAGAGAAUAAUUGUUUAAGAAUGGUGCCUAUUAUUGCUGUGUCAGCGAAGCAUUUGUCCAGAGGUUUAGAUAUGAACCAGUAUUUCGUAGAGUUUUAUUCAGCCACUAAUAGUCCAUCCUGGCUGACACUGAAUACAUCAUAUUUACCAGAGGUGCAGUAUUCUAAGUAACACUGUGAAAUGUAAUCUUAACUGCCCUCCAGGACUUUAUAAAAACUACAGGUAACCCAGGGUACAUUUAAUGAGUAGCUGAUCGUUUAGACGCUUAAAUUAGAUGCUGAAAGUUCUGCUUUCUACAGCCCUUCCUUGUAAAAGUGUGUUUGUAUCAGUGCACACUCCUUAUGCUGAAGAAAAAGAUUUGCUUUAAAAAAAGAAAUUUCACUCUGAAAUGUGGAUUUGAAAGACUAGGAUGCAGAGCGUCUGUUAGGAUGCAGAGGGUCUCUACCGUGUUUUCCUGCAGCACCACUUAGUCAGAUCUAUUUAUAGUAACUCAUUACAGAAGACAAUUUUAAAUGAAAUUUUCCAUGUUGGCAUUUUGUAGGACUGCUCUUAGAAUCAACAACUAAGCUGCUUUCUGAGCUCUUGUACAGAGGAUGCAGCCAAUUACAUUUUACUUGGUGGGCUGCUUAAUAAAGUUUUAUAUAUGUUUUCAAAUAAUAUUUAUUUUAAUAGGUUUUUAAACGCUAUGCAAACCCCAGUAAAGAACUGACAAGCUUCUAGAGGUCAUUGAUUGGGAAGACUUUCUGAAAUAGAGCCUAAAGACACAUUUUUAUGCCAACUAAUUUGUCUUGCCUUUAAAGCUGAUUAUAACUGUCUUCUUUCAGUACACCUUUUAUAAAGCAACAAAACAAAACAAAAGAAACCCCAGGACUGUAUGAUCUAUAGAUAAGAGUAUAAGGAUCCAUGCAAAACCCCUGUCUAACUUCCUCAGUGAUGACAGCCAUCUCUCCAGUCACAUUUUAUCAAGUUUUGCUACUAUAAAAAGAAAUGGAAAUGUAAUGAAAAACCAGAAGUUACAGGGCAACAUCAGUAGAAGGACUAACCAUUUUCUUAAUACCAUGUUUGAAAUGGAAAAAGUGACUGGCUGCCUUUUACUGGAGUCGUAAGUGACUGUAUCCUGCCCAGUCUCUAUUUUGGGUUAACUUUGAGAAGUUGAUUUGUCAAUAUUCCUCUUUGUUUUUCCUAUUAAAGGGCAAACACGUGUAAAGGGUUGGACAGAACUUUCAAAUAUGCUUCUUUUCCGAUGUUAAGUAUUUUUGGUUCUGUAUCUACGGAUUCGUCAACAAAGUACGUUUGCUCCUGACUUUUUAAUCGCAGGAGAGAGGAAUCAAACCAGCACACAUGCUCCGUCUUCUGUCACUCGUCCGCACCUGCCUCCCCGAGCCCCAAGGGGCACGAUGGAAAGCAGUAGGAAUGAGAGUGAAAAUAAUUCCGGCGGAACAAGAGAAACCCUCCUCCAUGCAGAGUGACAACGUGGGAUUUCCUUCCUGCCUUCCUUUAAAGCUUGCAUCUUGAUCUCUGCGUAGGAGUAGUUGGACACUGUUACCCCAACACGAGGGGGGGCCCGAGCUCCAGCAGCCAGUAUUCACAGCCCUUCAUUUGCCUUCGCUGGGGGAGAAUAGAACGUGGUGUCUGUGCUUUUUGUUUUUAUGAUUCCAAAAUAUUUUUUUAAAGAUGUGUUAUUUUUCGACAGAUCCAUAAAGUAGUUCCUGUUGUAUGGUAAAUUAAAAUUACCACUGUGUCAGUUACACUGUGAUGUGAUAAUUUCAUAACCACUUGUUUCUAGUCUGUGUGUCCUCAGAGCUGCACUGGUGGCUUAUUGCUGGGUUUUAAAGAUGUUUUUAACUGAACACAUAAAUGUUUUUUUUCUAAUUUGUGUGUCUUUAAAACUGAUUAAACAGUAGUUUAAAAAUA
Molecule: messenger RNA, 7574 nt
Organism: Orcinus orca (killer whale)
Lineage: Eukaryota; Metazoa; Chordata; Mammalia; Artiodactyla; Delphinidae
Gene: MBOAT2
Product: membrane bound O-acyltransferase domain containing 2
Exons: 13
Coding region: 140-1702 (520 amino acids)
Biological process (GO): lipid modification
Cellular component (GO): membrane
Molecular function (GO): acyltransferase activity
Source: RefSeq, a predicted model, not a curated record